CCCUCUUUCCCAGAAGCCCCCGCGCCGCCGCCUCGUCUCCGGGCGGGGCUCCCGGCGUGCACCGCGCGCUCCGGGGCGGCGCCUGAGGAGCGUGGCUGGCUUCAGUUGACCGUCCCAGGAGCUCCUGCAGCGCCCUGCGCCCAGCCGUCCUGGAGGUCUCCUCCAGGGCUUUCAUCUCUGCAGAGCCAGCAUCAGCAUGUCUGGGGCUGAGGACGCGCCCCCUGGGGGCUGUGACCGGCCCGCCGCGGGUGGCAGGGCUGUGCUGUGUUUUGGACAGACUCAGUACUCGGCGGAGGAAUACCAGGCCAUCCAGAGCGCCCUGCGCCAGAGGCUGGGCCCGGAAUACAUAAGCAGCCGCAUGGCUGGAGGAGGCCAGAAGGGCCGCCCCCUCGUUUUCCAGGUGUGUUACAUCGAGGGCCACAGGGUGAUUAACCUGGCCAAUGAGAUGUUUGGCUACAACGGCUGGGCGCACUCGGUCACGCAGCAGAACGUGGAUUUUGUGGACCUUAACAAUGGCAAGUUCUACGUGGGUGUCUGUGCCUUCGUGAGAGUGCAGUUAAAGGAUGGCGCCUACCACGAGGAUGUGGGCUACGGAGUCAGCGAGGGUCUCAAGUCUAAGGCCUUGUCCUUGGAGAAGGCCAGGAAGGAGGCGGUGACCGACGGGCUAAAGCGUGCGCUCAGGAGCUUCGGGAACGCGCUGGGGAACUGCAUCCUGGACAAAGAUUAUCUGCGCUCCCUGAACAAGCUCCCCCGCCAGCUGCCUCUUGAAGUGGAUCUGACCAAAGCCAAGAGACAAGACCUGGAGCCGUCGGUGGAGCAGGCGAGGUACAACAGCUGCCGGCUGCAGGCGGCUCUGGGAGUCCCGGGGGCCGCGGCAGCGCCGGCCCAGAGCAGACCAGGCCGCCCCGAGGAAGAGGAGGGGGAGACGCGCAGCUGCUCCAGCGUGGAGGAGUCCACGCUGCAGCGGAAGCUGCGGCAGAAGCAGCUGCAGCAGCAGUUCCGGGAGCAGAUGGAGCGGCGGCCCGCUGCAGCUGUGGGACAGAGUGACGCAAACCCGGAAGACAACCUGGACCUCUGGGACCUCACUCCAGACCUGGAAGACUUCUCGAAGCCCUCGGUGAAACCAGAACCCCCCUGGACCUCUGCCCACGCAGCCCCGGACCACCAGGUGGCGCUGCAAGACCGGCGCCCACACACCUGCCGCCAGAAGCCGGAGAAACCCGAGCCCUGGCACCCCCAAACCUGCAACGCGCACUGGCUCCCAACAGGAGGUGAGGCUCCCCGGGAGCACCGGGACUGGAAGAAACGGAAACUGGAUCCACCCUGAGGCCCAGGCUGGACAGGCGCCACCUCGAGGGGACUGGAAGACACCUUUGCCCAGGAAGCCACUGGCCAUAGCCCGAGACUGACCGCUCCUCACCGAGCCUCGCCCAGGCCCGGGUCAGGGCGCAGAGAGCCAGCCCCCCCUCCGCCCCCCCUCCC
Messenger RNA from Dipodomys spectabilis (banner-tailed kangaroo rat), 1482 nucleotides. RefSeq names its product RAD52 homolog, DNA repair protein (gene Rad52). The transcript has 11 exons. Gene Ontology annotation, biological process: DNA recombinase assembly; mitotic recombination; double-strand break repair via single-strand annealing. Lineage: Eukaryota; Metazoa; Chordata; Mammalia; Rodentia; Heteromyidae. Bases 197 to 1327 code for a protein of 376 amino acids. The record is from RefSeq and is a predicted model, not a curated record. Gene Ontology annotation, cellular component: nucleus.